UCCCCAUCUACCCUCUUUUUUCCACAGAAUUUGUCCUGUGCCUCAUGGUGCCCGGCCGCUGUGCAGAAUUGCAAACUAAACAAACGGCCUGUCUCAUUUGUUUAAUUGUUUUAUUAGUUCCAGUGGAGCAAUGGCUGGAGGGCGGAUUCAGACCUGGAAUGAGUGGGCAACACAAAUCCUUGUCCUACUCAGCUUCACACUGCAGAUUUUCCUCUUUCUCUUCGCUAGGACCCGUCGGCGUGGACCCUCAGCUGUGCUGAAGUUCAUCCUCUGACUGGCGUACCUCAUGGCCGACUCCACCGCUGUAUACACUCUCGGCCAUCUCUCCAUCAGCGGCUCGUUGCGGGAGCAGAAACUCACGGUAUUCUGGGCUCCAUUUCUCCUGGUGCAUCUUGGUAGCCAGGACACCAUCACUGCUUACGCCCUUGAGGACAACAAGCUCUGGCCACGCCACCUGUUAAAUCUUAGCGUACAGGCCUUUGGGGUUGCUUAUGUCCUCUAUAAGCACAUCUCCGAGAUCCCAACCUCAUUGGGAUUGGCUACUGGUUUGAUGUUCGUCACUGGUUUCAUCAAGUAUGGGGAGAGGAUAUGUGCCCUCAAGUGUGCCACCCUGGACAGCAUCCUGACCUGUAUCAGGGAAUUUUCGUAUCUCCCUACUUACUACAGUGCGCUUCCGUCUCUGGCAGCGAGGGCAGAAGAGCGAGAUGAAGAAGAGCUCCUGCUGUUUGCUCAGGGCAUGCUCCCUCGGUGCAAGGGUGCUAUUGCUGAUUUUCCUGUGGCUUUGUUUGGGAUGUGUAAAGUUCGAGAUGGUUAUAUGAAGAUGUCCAGUGAUUUUGAAUUGAACUGGAACUGGAAUUGGAAAGCUACGGCCAAGGUGGUGGAGAUGGAGCUCUCCCUCAUGUAUGACAUCCUCUACACCAAGGCUGCGGUAAUCCACAACUGGUAUGGUUACUGCAUCCGUGUAUUCUCGCCGCUCGCGACUAUUGUCGUCUUCAUACUGUUCCAGUUAAGUGGUAAUAAAGAUGAUUACAUUAAAGCGGAUCUUACUAUCACCUACAUCUUGUUGGUUGGUGCCUUCCUUCUGGACUUGGCGUCAUUGUUGAGUGCUUUGGGAUCGACCUGGGCAUGUAAUUCCUUGUUGACUAGAGGCUGGAUUAGGCUGGGUCUUGUCAUCCUUUUUCUUCACCAACAUGUCAAGGCUGCUAGAGGCAAUAGAAGGUGGUCAGGCUCCAUUGGUCAGUUCAACUUGUUGCAUUUCUGCUCUCGUGACAGUACCAAGCUAAGCAUCGGAGUGGCCAAGAUGAUGAGGCUUGAGGAUUGGUGGAACAAAUGGCAUUAUGUGGAGACCCUAGUGAUUUCAGAAGAUGCCAAGGAGUUGGUGUUCCGAUAUGUGUGGCAAGCACUGAAGGAGAUUCAUGACCCGAGAGGAAAGGAUGAGACUCAGUCCCGACCCUACAUGGAGAGGCCCAUGGCGAUGAUGACAACCAAGAUCUAUUGUAUGGGGUUUGGUCCUGAACCAUACGAAGAUACUGCCAGGAGGCGUAUGAAAUUAGCCGAAGCUCUGGGCUUUGGUGCUGAACUCCAGGAGGUGAUCCUUACCUGGCACGUCUUCACGGAUGUUUUCCUCUUGUUCAGUAGAGGCAUUCCCAAGGACAAGGAUGCAACAUCAUCCACAUAUGUGAAGGCGAUCAAGGCGCUGUCAGAUUACAUGGUUUUCCUCGUCGCUAUAAUCCCUGACACGAUACCUGGUCUCGAGCUACACAGCCUGUAUAAAGCAACUCACAGGGCUUUGGAGGUAGAAUUGCGUUUUUCUUGUGAGCAACAUGUAGAGGAGCAGCUUGCCAGCAUCAUGCAAAACAGGACACAUGUUUCACUUGGAGGGGCGAGCAUCAUUCUCUCGCACGGAUUUUUUUAUGCCAAGCUACUGCUAGAGCUGUUAGAUGCAGGCAAUCCUGACAAGUUAGGUGUCAUAUCUACUUACGAAGAUACUGAUGAUGCUGCCAUGGAUAAACUGAAGCGUCUGAUACCAGACCUGGAACCCUCAUGUAGAGGUGGUGUGUUCGGUAUGCCCGAAGCGUUGGCACUCAUCUUGGAUGCCUGGGUGCGCCUGCUCAUCUUCUUGUCUGCCCGAUGUAGCAGGGACGUCCAUGCCAGACAGAUCAGCCAUGGCGGCGAGAUCAGGACCAUCGUCUGGCUCAUGGAAGAACACGCUAGCAUGUUCUCCAAGCGACCUGAAACAGGCCGCCAGGAAGCUGCUGCCUAGUGAUCAGUGUCCAGUUAUCCCACUUUUAUUCCCUCUGCUGAGAUUCAUGUUAUGACUCAAAUUUGUAUGUUACUGAAAGGAAGCUGUUAUUACUCCUGGCGUCCAUCACACAAAUUUUUACUCUUUGUUCAUUCUCUUGCUGCUUGUGGUUAGCUAUAGUUGUCGGCAGCUAGGAGUAUGAAGAAAAAAAUAUUAUUAGAGCGCCCUCUAAAUAUUAUAGCAAUAGUGGGUCACAUAGGCGAUUUGUUAGUGGAUCAAAACUCUAUACUGGUAUUUUUUUUAGAGAGUGAAGGGGUUUUAAGGGAAUCUGUUAUACUUAGGGCUGCUCUUAGGUCUUAGCUGAGCCUUUGCCCUGUCUUUAAUAUCAUG
Messenger RNA from Hordeum vulgare subsp. vulgare (domesticated barley), 2632 nucleotides. RefSeq lists its product as uncharacterized. The coding region runs from base 287 to 2263 and encodes 658 amino acids. NCBI's taxonomy places the organism in Eukaryota, Viridiplantae, Streptophyta, Magnoliopsida, Poales, Poaceae. The transcript has 2 exons. The record is from RefSeq and is a predicted model, not a curated record.